This is a messenger RNA of Symbiodinium pilosum, 873 nucleotides long. Lineage: Eukaryota; Dinophyceae; Suessiales; Symbiodiniaceae. The record is from the annotation of a GenBank genome assembly.
GUAAUCUUUCUUGAGGGCAUUGUGUGGAACGAUGCCAAGAAGUCUGCAGAUCGAAUAGCCUCAGGAUGUUUCCUCUUAAUGACCUAUGGUCGUUUGCGUUUCUCUGACAUGCAGCGCACCAGCAAGCUUGUGAUUGACUCAGUCAUCACAGACGAUGGGUCAGAAGUUGGAUACUUGGAAGGCCAGGCCCAGAGAACGAAAACUAGCAUUUCAUUGGAGAGGAAAAUUCGUGCUCUGCCGAUUGCAGUCCCCCUCAAGUCGGUGAGCGGCAAGCCUUGGGUCAGGAAGUGGAUGGAGCUUAGGGCUUCCGAGGGUCUCAACGACACACAUCCCAUGCUUCCUUCUCCCGCUUCUGGCGGAGGAUGGACUAAGGUGCCCUUGAAGGUCGGGACAGCUGGCGCAUGGCUUAGGUCUUUGAUCCCUCCGACCCAACAGCAGGCGCAAGAGGUCAAGGUUGCAACACACUCGUGCAAGUGCACUGCCUUGUCGUGGCUCUCGAAGCAUGGAGAGCCAGCCUCAGGACUGGGAGCUGCAGGAUCCGUGCCAGUGCAGCCACCGCCGCAGCAGGGUCAUGUGCCCGAGGUAGAAGCCGAGGCAGUGUUGUCCAGUUCGUCGGAUGGCUCGGAAGAUGAAGAAGAGGCCUCCUUGACCGAGGAGGAAGAGGCCAUUAAUGAAGUGGCCGGCCAAUGGGGUCCUGAUCCCGAAGCCAAACUUUGUGCAAGGCACAAACAAACGAGAUACCUCCACUUGGUGAGGGACGAAGCAGGCGCCCAUCUUAAGUGUGGGAGAGCGAUUUCGACGCGAUUCGAGAUCCUGGCAGAUGCACCUGCCUUUAUGCGUCCCGCCUGUUCGGUGUGUUUUCCAUCGACUUGA